Protopterus annectens (West African lungfish) is the source of this 2481-nucleotide messenger RNA. Its product is annotated as claudin-4-like. Gene Ontology annotation, cellular component: plasma membrane; bicellular tight junction. Lineage: Eukaryota; Metazoa; Chordata; Ceratodontiformes; Protopteridae. The record is from RefSeq and is a predicted model, not a curated record. The transcript is spliced from 2 exons. Gene Ontology annotation, molecular function: structural molecule activity. Gene Ontology annotation, biological process: cell adhesion; bicellular tight junction assembly. The coding region runs from base 105 to 725 and encodes 206 amino acids.
AAAGAAUUCAGCUACAAGGAGUGAAGAAGCCACCUUUCUGCUCAUCUUGUAAGAACUCUCAUUUCUUUUACAGCUUACUGUAGAAGUUGGGGUUAACCUCCAGAAUGGCAUCAAGUGGCUUGCAAAUCUUUGGCCUAUGUCUAUCAGUGAUUGGUUGGAUUGGGGCGAUUGCAUGCUGUGCAGUACCCAUGUGGAAGGUCACUGCUUUCAUUGGCCAAAGCAUAGUGACAGCUCAGACUGUCUGGGAGGGUCUGUGGAUGAACUGUGUGGUACAGAGUACAGGACAGAUGCAAUGCAAAGUGUACGAUUCUAUGUUAGCUUUGCCACAAGACCUUCAAGCAGCCCGUGCUCUGACCAUUGUGGUCAUUAUUUUAGCCAUCAUUGGAAUCUUUGCUGCCAUUGCUGGUGGUAACUGCACCAACUGUGUGGAAGAUGAGAACACCAAGGCCAAGGUCUGCAUAGUGGCAGGGAUUAUCUUUGUCCUGUCUGGUAUACUUCUGCUUAUCCCAGUCUGCUGGACUGCAAAUGUUGUCAUCCGUGAUUUCUAUAACCAGUUAGUACCUGCAGCCAAUAAGAGGGAGCUGGGAGCUUCCCUUUACAUUGGCUGGGCAGGUGCUGCACUGCUUCUGAUUGGUGGAGGUCUACUAUGUUGUAACUGCCCAAAAAAGGACAAUUACUCAACAAAAUAUACUGCCAGCAAACCAAGUCAACUAAACCAUGUAUAGUUCAUGCCUUGGUAGGGACUGUUUAUCACAAACAAACACAGACUUUGGACCAUUCAGCAACUCCCUGUGUCUCUGAACAGUUGAGAAAUGGCAACACGGAGUCCACUCUUUAUGGCAAUGCUGUGUCUGCUGAAGGUCCUGACCUCUUUGUCUAAUAUCUUCAGCAAUAAAAAUAAUAUGCAUAAAAAUGUCUGACUGAUUCAAAGAAAGAGACAAGACUGUCUGUUCAUUGGGUUUGCCCUGUCAAGAUAAGAGUAUGUUGCUAUGAAUCAAUAUUUGUAUCAUUGAAAUCACUGUCAUCCCCACAUCCUGACGUUGCAAUCCUGAGCAUGUUGCAUGACCCCCUAGCAUUUUACUGCUGUGUUUCUAUGGUUUUAGUAAUGUAAGGCCUUUUGUGAAGAAUUCUGCUGCCAUUCUCUGUACACUGUGGUCAAGUAAAGUGCAAAAAGUCUGAAACAGAAUGCUGUUACCAUGCGACUGACCUGGUGUCAUUUCUUUAAUAAAAAAAAGAGAAAAUUACAGUGAGUGCUAAUGUCCUCUCAUGAUGGGAACGUGAGGGGGAGGUCAUAUGUAUGUAACCAAAGGUAUCCCCCCCCCAUUAUUCUUCAGUUGUAACAAAGCCUGAGCCCUACAGACGUGCAGUAAGAUAUCAAGGUGUCACAUUGUGUAUUUAGUUUCAGACAAGCACAACAUAUUUAUAAUAUUUGAUGAAAACUUUACUAUUGUCUAUAGUCAUAGUUAAGAUUAUAGUCUUUCAUAUUUUGACUUUUUUAUGGCAUCAGUAUUUUACUAAGAGGCUGUUAACUGCCUUUUUUGGUCCCCUCAGACCUCAUUUGUACUGUCUCAGCCCUCAGUUCACACUAGGUCUACCAGCCAUCUUCCUACCCCCCCCUCCCGGACUUACUCCAUUUUUGCUGGGGCUGCUCUUCGUUCCUAAGUACAUCCUGGCAUCCUGGGGGCUCACCUCAACUGUGUUUCUAUCUAAGAAGUAUUUUUUUUUGUUUAUGUACUACCCACUUUCCUUUCCUUUCCUUGCACCCCCAUGCUCAUUGAUUGUACCCAUGGGCAAUUCCCCUCUUUGGACCAGGCCUAUCCUAGGGAGCUUAACAAUGAGAACUGCCCAACAAGACACACCUACUCAUCCCUUCCCUGCUGGUCAGUCAGCUGCCCAAACCUGUAAUCAAACCCAGGUUGGCUGGGCCGUAGUCAGGGUUUAAUCCCUCUACGCCACAAAAGUGGCAUAAGGGGCUGGUAACUGGUUUUAAACAAGUAACAUCACCUCCAGGCAACUAUCUAAUUAAUCACUGCACAUGUAUUGUGAAGAAAAAUGUUGGGUAUCAUGUCCCAACUGGGCUUUCAGUAACGCCUCAAAUUACUCUGAUAAAGUUAAACUUGUUAUUACAGUUGUAUACUGGUAUCCCAUUGUUAUGAGUAUAGGCCAAUCCAAAAAAAUGAUUAUCCAUUAUCCAGAAUAUUAUAUGCCUUAUUCAACUGUAAGUAAUGACCACUUCAGGGUUAAUGAAGUCUGAAUCAUUUCUUUCUGUUAUGUUACUUGCAGACAUUUUUAUGAAGUGUUUUAGGUAACGUGCAAUGAUGCGUCUAAUAUGAUGCAUUAUGUACUGCUGUGAAACUUUAAAAAAUGUACUGAUCAGCGUAACUCGUGAUUUUGUUUUUGUAAUAAUAAGAAAUAUUAUUGUAUGUAUAAAAUAUGUUCUUUAAGUGGACUAAGUACAUUUCUGAUGUUUUUUGUGCAAAA